CGAUGAUAAUUUUGCUGCAUGAAGAGUCAAGACUUCACUGGUUAUUCGACCACUUAAAGUCCAUCAUGGGGCCACUUGUAUCUGCAAAUGCCCCAUUCUUCGUUUUGCAUGUCCACAUCCACACCUCCCCCCAGUGAUGAAACUGCAACGCAGGUUUCCGAAAGCGCCUUGCCACCUGUCAAAAGCACCGGAAACCUCGGGGAUGCCAACCACUCAGACGCGCAAGAUUUUCCCGAGGGUGGUUUUGGAGCCUGGGGCACAGCGCUAGGGGCUUUCUUGAUCCAAUUCUGCGGCUUUGGAUAUACCAGCGCUUUUGGCGUCUUUCAGGACUUUUAUACUCGAACUUACUUGACCAAUUCCACACCAUCUGAAAUUGCCUGGAUAGGAAGUGUCAAUGCGUUCUUGAUAUUGUCAGCUGGUCUCGUAUCAGGAAGGUUGCUUGACCGGGGUGCAUUCUAUCCUUUGAUGAAAAUCGGCUGUCUUCUCCAGUGCUUCUUCCUCUUUAUGCUGUCCCUAGCGAAGCCAAAUGGAUAUUAUCAAAUCUUCCUUUCUCAAGGUAUCGGUUCUGGGGUUGCAAUAGGCAUUACGAAUGUUCCCUCCAUCGCUGUGGUAUCUCAUCACUUCCAACGACGCAGAGCUUUUACGAUGGGACUCGUCGUUGCGGGGGCGUCGUUGGGCUCAAUAUUGCACCCUAUCAUGCUUAACCACCUUAUCAACGAAAGGCUUGGUUUUGCAAGUGGGGUCCGUGCAAGUGCGGGCUUGAUUAGCGGUCUGCUUUUCAUAGCUUGUCUCCUGAUGCGAACAAGGCUUCCACCGCAACUACAGGCCGUUAGCUACACUCAUGUUCUGCAAAACUCAUUGAGGGACCCUGCAUAUGUCUGUGCGUGUCUAGGGAUGGCCGGUUUAGAAGUCGGAUUUUUUUUCGAAGCUUUUUAUCUCCAAUUAGACUCCAGAUUGCACGGUCUAAGCCAAAGAUUUUCGUUUUAUUCACUCACAAUCCUUCACACCGGUUCUUUCGUCGGCAGACUUACUGCAGGUGUUGUCUCUGCCUACGUGGGCGUCCCAAAUACAGUCAUCGGCUCCUCAUUAAUAUCCUCCGCCAUAAUAUUUGCAACGAUUGGGUUACGCUCAAUGGCGAGUGUGACAUUGAUAGGUGUUAGCUAUGGUUAUUUUGCUGGAGUCUACGUAGGAAUGAUGGCCCCAGUGGUAUCGUAUCUGACUCCUGAAGUCUCAGAUAUUGGCGUUCGCAUUGGAAUAUCGUUUGCAGUAGCUGCCAUUGGAUCGCUCGUAGGUGCACCAAUUUGCGGGGCUUUCCUGACCUCGCAUUAUAUCUGGU
Suillus paluster is the source of this 1336-nucleotide messenger RNA. Its product is annotated as major facilitator superfamily domain-containing protein. Gene Ontology annotation, biological process: transmembrane transport. The annotation marks the transcript as partial. Gene Ontology annotation, molecular function: transmembrane transporter activity. The transcript has 13 exons. The record is from RefSeq and is a predicted model, not a curated record. Gene Ontology annotation, cellular component: fungal-type vacuole membrane. Lineage: Eukaryota; Fungi; Basidiomycota; Agaricomycetes; Boletales; Suillaceae.